GCAUGCGCAGUGGAACUCACGGGAAGCCAUGUUAAAGUUACAGACAAGUACUGAGACUGAGAUUCCCUUCUGACGCCGUAUGUUUGUUUUUUUGCUCUUUUCUCAUUUCGUUCGCGUCAGGGACCCCAGCAAAUCUAACACUGACUGUCAGAGGUAGGAGUCCCCACGAUGAACUCUAGUUUCGAUCUGUCUAGGCGAAAUCCGCAAGAGGAUUUCGAGCUUAUCCAGAGGAUAGGCAGCGGGACCUACGGGGAUGUUUACAAGGCCCGUAAUGUCACUACAGGAGAGCUGGCUGCUAUCAAGGUCAUUAAACUGGAGCCAGGCGAGGACUUCGCGGUGGUUCAGCAGGAAAUAAUCAUGAUGAAAGACUGCAAGCACUCUAACAUUGUGGCCUAUUUCGGUAGUUACUUAAGGAGGGAUAAAUUAUGGAUAUCCAUGGAAUACUGUGGAGGAGGUUCGCUGCAAGACAUAUAUCACGUGACCGGGCCACUAACAGAAUCACAGAUAGCAUAUGUAACAAGAGAAACCCUUCAGGGUUUAUAUUACCUGCACAACAAAGGAAAGAUGCACAGAGACAUAAAGGGUGCCAAUAUUUUAUUGACGGACAAUGGUUAUGUCAAACUAGCUGAUUUUGGCGUGUCUGCACAGAUCACAGCCACACUAGCUAAACGAAAAUCCUUCAUUGGGACGCCAUACUGGAUGGCUCCAGAAGUUGCUGCUGUGGAGAGGAAAGGAGGCUACAAUCAUCUGUGUGAUAUCUGGGCUGUCGGCAUCACUGCCAUUGAACUAGCUGAACUGCAACCACCCAUGUUUGACCUGCACCCAAUGAGGGCGCUGUUUUUGAUGACGAAAAGCAACUUUCAACCCCCCAAAUUAAAAGACAAAGUUAAAUGGACCAAUAAUUUCCACAACUUUGUGAAGCUGGCGUUGACAAAAAAUCCAAAGAAACGGCCUCCAGCGGAUAAGUUACUACAGCAUCCUUUAGUCUCCCAACCACUGAGUCGUAUUUUGGCGAUUGAGCUGCUGGACAAAGCGAACAACCCAGACCACUCGUCCUACACAGACCUGGACGAUGACGACCCAGAGCCAGAGCCUCCAGUGUCUGUUCCACACCGGAUUCGUUCAACGAGCCGCACAAGUCGGGAAGGGAAAACUCUGUCAGAGAUUAACUUUGGUCAGGUGAAGUUUGACCCUCCUUUAACAACAGAGACAAAACCGCAUCAUGAACAGCUCGACACUGACGAUUUUUUGGAUUGUGCCGAAGAAAUAUACUACACUGCAAGAUCUAAUCUGGAUUUGCAGAUGGAUUAUGAACAGGGAUCCCCUAAAGGCUCCAUCUUGGGAGGAAAUAAGAGCCUCUUGAAAUCUGUUGAAGAAGAGCUGCAGCAGAGGGGGCAUGAGGCUCAUUUGGAGGAUGAUGAUGAGGGUGAAGAUGAUGGUGAUGAUCAUGAUGAUGAAUUGCAACACACGAAAAGCUCCACCAUGAGGCCCAAGGUCCCUCCACCUCUUCCUCCCAAGCCAAAGCCCAGUCCGGGACCACAUCAAAGUCCCUCUGCUGAUCCUGACAGGAAUAACCAGGGCACAAUAAAGCGCUGCCCGGAACCCGAAAGCCCUGCUCGAUCAUCCACCAGCGUCCCUCCUCGACCUCCACCUCCUCGACUGCCUGCAUACAAGCUCAGCAGUUUAGGUAAUGAGACCCAUCAGGAAGAACACGGCCUGUGGGGAGCCCAGGGGGAUGCUGGGAUAUGUAGUCAGUUCGACCAGAGGCUUCAAGUCUCGUUUGACGAUGAGGAAAAUCAUGAUGAGGAAGAAAACAGUAAUGGAAUAAGCCCAUCUGAACACUCUGCGUCAACAGAGAGACAGUCCACGAUGCCCCCUGCUGUUCCUGUACCAAAGGACAAGAAAGAUUUUCCAAAACCCAUCAGCAAUGGUCUUCCGCCAACUCCAAAGGUUCAUAUGGGAGCAUGUUUCUCGAAAGUCUUCAAUGGCUGCCCAUUAAAAAUACACUGCGCUACCUCAUGGAUCAACCCCGACACACGAGACCAGUAUCUGAUAUUUGGAGCAGAGGAAGGCAUUUACACAUUAAACCUGAAUGAGCUGCACGAGACCUCCAUGGAGCAGCUUGUCCCCAGGAGAUGUACUUGGCUGUAUGUCCUGAGCAACAGCCUGCUAUCAAUAUCUGGAAAAGCUUGUCAUCUGUACUCUCACAGUCUGUCUGGUCUGUUUGAACACGCUCGACAAAUGCAGAAACUGCCUGUUUCCAUCCCGACACACAAACUGCCUGACAAAAUGAUUCCCAGGAAGUUCUCAGUGUCCAAUAAGAUCCCUGAGACUAAAGGCUGUCAGAAGUGCUGUGUAGUGAGGAAUCCAUAUACUGGCCACAAGUACCUGUGCGGUGCCUUUCAGUCCAGCAUUGCUCUGUUUGAGUGGGUGGAGACCAUGCAGAAAUUCAUGUUGGUCAAGAGCAUAGACUUCCCCCUGCCGUGUCCGCUGGAGGUGUUUGAGAUGCUGGUGGUUCCUGAGCAUCAGUAUCCGCUCAUCUGCAUCGCCGUCAGCAAAGGCACAGAGCUCAACCAGGUGGUGCGCUUCGAGACCCUCAACCCCAACUCCACCUCCAACUGGUUCGAUUCUGAUACGCCACAGAGUUGUGUGAUCCAUGUGACUCAGCUGGAGAGAGAUACAAUAUUAGUCUGCUUAGAUCGGUGCAUUAAGAUUGUGAAUCUGCAAGGCCGCUUGAAGUCCAGUCGAAAACUCUCUGCAGAACUGACUUUUAACUUUCAGAUCGAAUCGAUAGUUUGCCUUCAGGACAGCGUGUUGGCCUUCUGGAGGCAUGGUAUGCAAGGACGCAGCUUCAAAUCCAAUGAGAUUACACAGGAGAUUUCUGACAACUCCAGGAUAUUCAGGCUGCUGGGUUCAGACAGAGUGGUGGUUUUGGAGAGCCGACCGACAGAUAAUCCCACAGCACACAGCAACCUUUACAUCCUGGCAGGCCAUGAAAACAGCUACUGACCGCAUUGCAUCCUGGG
Molecule: messenger RNA, 3026 nt
Organism: Danio rerio (zebrafish)
Lineage: Eukaryota; Metazoa; Chordata; Actinopteri; Cypriniformes; Danionidae
Source: RefSeq, a predicted model, not a curated record